This is a messenger RNA of Salmo salar (Atlantic salmon), 6433 nucleotides long. The record is from RefSeq and is a predicted model, not a curated record. NCBI's taxonomy places the organism in Eukaryota, Metazoa, Chordata, Actinopteri, Salmoniformes, Salmonidae.
CUUCUUCUGCGUGCAUACAUUUACACAUCUGCCUUGUGGAGCGGAACUGAACUGAACUGUGGCUAGACAGAGGAGAGGUUGGUUGGUUAAAGGAGUGGUUGGUUCCUGCUCUUGUUACCGGAGAUUGAGUAGCUCUCUGCUCUCUUCCCCCCCAGUCAGUUAGUCAGUAAGCCUGAAGUUGGACCCCACAGCCACACCAUGAGCGGAAAACGGAAACUGAGUUUAAAGUGGUUUGGGAUUCUCCCUAACUUCUCCUUCCGUCGGAGCUCAUGGUCUGACAAAUCCGACUCCAAGUCCUCCUCCUCCGAGCCUGAUGGGGCUGGGGCUCUGGACGUGGUAUCCUCCCCCAUCGCUGUGGAGACGUUUGUUGACGACAUGGAUAUGAUGCAGCCAUGCACAUCCAGCUCCGCCCGCUCCAGCGACAACUACACCCACAUGGGCACCUUUCCCCGCUUCCUCCUCAGGAAGAGAGACAAGAGUGGGAAUUCUGGGAAAAGAGGGACCAAGAAGAUCAAGGAGAAGACAGGGGCAAGGCUGGGCAGGAGUCAGAGCCAGCGGCCGGCAGGCGACCAUGCGUGUAGGUCUCCCCUGCUCAUGGCACAAUCCAGCCGGCCUGGCUCCAGAAAGGACCAGCCUCUCUCACCUAUAUCCAGCCAGGCUGGUCCUGGUCCAACGCCCCAACGGAACCAAGGGCUGCCUCCCAUCCACAGAGGAUCACUCGAUAGGAAUGAACACGGAGACCCACAGGCCCACUGUGAGGAAGAAGAACCACACCAAGGGCAGCUUAUGUCAGCUCAGGAUGUGGGGUCUACUACCUCUAACGCCCCUCCGCUCACUUGUGAAGACGUCUCCAAAGAACACACAUUCACCACUGAUCAGGGUGCAUCUUCAGAUACAGCUUCAACUGGUGGUGCUAGAAGGAACCUUGCUACUGUUCCUGAGCCAUCUCCAACCCCCAAGCUUCUAAAGAAAACCUUGCAGCAGCCUGGGACCCUUGUCACCCAUCAGAUCGAGGAGAGCCUCCCCAUGAAGAGAGCCGAUAACCUGGGUACAAACAGUAACUCCAGCCCCCUGCCUGAGAGGGCCUCCAGUGGUUCUACUGAUAGAGACCUGGGAGAGGGCCUUCAGAGGGAAAGCCAGGCUGUUAAACCUGCAGACAGUCACAUGGACCAUACAGACAACAAGAGUGAAUAUGUCAAGACCUCUCAGGCGGAAGAAGACAGCCUGGCCCGGCCGGAACUGGACUGGGCUGGCCUGGACUCGACUAGACUAGACUGGCCCGGCCUGGACUGUUUCUCCAAGGAGAAAUACCUGCUGGAGUCUCCACCAGAGAAACUACGCAAGGAGCUGGAGGAGGAGCUGAAACUCUGCAGCAGCGAUAUCAGGAGCCAUGGCUGGUACCAUGGGCACAUCCCUCGAGAGCUAUCGGAGACUGUAGUCCUGCAGAACGGUGAUUUCCUGAUCCGGGAUUCGCUGAUUAACAUGGGCGACUACGUCCUAACGACCCGCUGGAACCACGAGGUUCUGCAUUUUAAGAUCACCAAGGUCCUGGUCAAGUCCAGCACUGAGUCGAAGGUCCAGUACCUGUUAGAGACGGACAGCUUCGACUCCAUACCUGAACUGGUGAGGUUCUACGUGGCCGGGCGGCGGCCUGUCUCCCAGCCCAGUGGAGCCCAGAUCUACUGUCCAAUCAUACGCACCCUACCCCUGCGCUACCUGGAGGCCACAUUUGCCUUAGCCAAUAGCAGGCACAGCCUGGCCCACUCACCGUCCAGUCAGAGAGGAGCGUACAUCAAGAGGCGGAGCGUAACCAUGAACGACGGAUUGACCACAGAGAAGCUGAUACCUCACAGUGAUGUGGAGUCCAUCAGUCCAGUGGAACCACCAGUUCUCCCAGUACCAGUCCCAGUAGCUACACCCGUACCAGUGGUACCAAAGCCAGAAGUGAAAGCUGCUGUCGUGGGGUGCAGGUGCCCUUCUACUAUUCACAACCACAAGGAUGCGAUGAGGAACUGUGCCAUGAGUAUGGAUCAGAUCCAGGAGUAUCGCUGUCCCCUGUCUCCGGUAGGAGAAACACCUCUCUCCCCAGCAUACAGCCACAUCCACAGACACAGAACCCAGUCAGGGGGUAGAGUUCUGGCAGUGGUGCCCCCCUCACCAGUCCUGAGACGCUCCAGCGAGCCCCAGCUCAGCCCUGGCUCCAACAACAACCUACCCGACAUGCUAGCUGCCAGCUCCCACUCCACCCCGGCCCACUGCUCCUGCCCAGCCCCAGCAGGGGGCUCUGAAACAGAGGGAAGCUACUGCGACCUCAGGCCCUCCCCGGCCCCAUGUCCCGGGGCUCCAUGUGCCGCUGGCAUGCCCCCCACACCUCCAGCUAAGAGCUAUGUGGAGCGGCUGCGUGUGGAGGAGGGCCGAGGGCCUGCCCCGGGGAGGGAGAACGGAGCAGGGGCUGGGGGAGAGGCGUUCAGCGCCCCCCUGGUGGAGACUGCCUCCUCCUUCAGACCAGGGAAGUACCUGUCACCCCUGAUCCCCCAGGAGAACAAGCCCUUAGAGAUGAGCGUACUGAAGAGAGUCAAGGAGUUGUUGGCUGAGGUGGACGCUAGGACGGCUGCUAAACACAUCACAAUGGCUGACUGCAAGGUUGCUAGGAUACUGGGCGUUACCAAGGAGAUGCAGAGGAUGAUGGGAGUAGGUUCAGGACUGGAGCUUUUGACUCUACCUCACGGACAUCAGCUGAGACUGGACCUACUGGAGAGGUUCUACACCAUGUCUAUAAUGAUGGCUGUGGACCUGCUGGGGUGUACAGGCAGUACAGAGGAGAGGGCUGCUCUGCUCCAUAAGACCAUCCAGCUGGCUGCUGAACUCAAGAGCAACCUGGGGAACAUGUUCGGCUUUGCUGCUGUGAUGAGAGCACUGGAGCUGCCACAGAUUUCUCGCUUGGAGCAGACGUGGAUGACGUUGCGUCAGAGACACACAGAGGGAGCCAUACUCUAUGAGAAGAAGCUCAAGCCCUUCAUGAAGAACAUGAACGAUGGCAAAGAGAGCAGUGUGCUGUCCAACACGUCCUUCCCUCACGUGGUUCCUCUGCUGUCUCUGUUGGAGAAGGGUGUGGCCUUGGGGGAGGGGCCAGGGGCGGGGAUAGAAUCCUGGGAGAACGUGGAGGCGGGCGUUGAUGUUGUGAUGUCACACCUGGAGGCGGCCCGGACCAUCGCUCACCACGGGGUGCUGUACCGCACCAACGCUGAGACCAAACUACAAGGCUUCCAGGAGAGUCAGGAAGUUCUGGAGAUCUUCCGGACAGAGUUCCAGAUGAGGUUGCUAUGGGGAAGCAGGGGUUCGGAGGGCAGCCAAUCGGAACGCUAUGAGAAGUUCAACAAAGUCCUGACCGCUCUGUCUCACAAGCUGGAGCCUCCUGUACGCCACAGCGAACUAUAGCACCCAUCUCACUGAACACCCCUAUACAAAGCACCCCGCUCACAUUGGUACGACCUGCCUCCCCAUACUGCAAGGCACCUUGAUGUGGAUGUCCAAAGUGAAUAAGAGGGGAGGAGGCCGACUAAACAGAGACAAAAGAGUGUACUUAGAGAAGACAGGAGGCGAGAAGGAGCAUCUCACUGUAUAUCCCAAAAAAAGGCACAAAGGGCUUUUUCAGAGUUCUUCAAUGGGCUGUAAUAUUUCCCUCCCUAAAUGCUGAAAGACAGAGUGGGUCGAGGAGGAGUGGGAAAUUGGGUAUUCUUCUACCCAUCAGCAAGCUACAAAGAACUACAGGUAUGGUGUGCGCUGAGGGUCAAACAGUGCAUGAGAGGUUGGAUGUAGCUGUUCUCUGGUAGAUCACAUGAAGCUCUGAUCUGUCUUCAACACCUUCAUUAUUACCUGUACUAUUACAUCUGUACUGACUGGCUCAUUGUCGCACACUGUUCUGUCAGAGUAAUAGUAAACACUGUGUGUGUGUGUUCUGUCUGACUUGAAGAGACAGUCCUAUUUAACACAACGCGUGUGUACUUCAGGACACCAGUACCACAGAGAUACGUCGGCAUCUAUCUCAUGACCUCUGACCUGUCUCAUCGGACCUCAGCUUUAGACUGAGAGGUUGUGUGUUCUAGAAUCUGUUCUUCUUGUAUAGACUCUCUAUGUGGCUGCCAUUCAUUCAUCACAUAGUCCAUCAGGUCCCCUGUUGAUGACACACGCAGUGUGCUCAUACAGACAGACACUUAUCUGCCCCACAACACACAAUAACAUAUGUUGCCAAAUCAUAUCAGCUGUUUGAGGCAUACUAAGCAAUUCUCUCUGUGGGUUUUGUUUGUGUGCUGUUCAGAAGCAGUUCUCUUAUUGAGGCUCUUCUGAGAAGCACCCCUCUCCUCAUUUCUGGCAUGUCAUUAAUUUUUCAUAUGACUCUGAUUUUGUUUGAGUACUGUUUGGUAGCCUUUAUUUGAAUAGGGGCUAUUUUGGGAAGCAUUCCUCUCCCUCUCCUCUCCUUAUUUCUGGCAUGCCAUUAAUGCAUAAUGUCUCCUGUCCCAUUUACAUCAUAUGAGCAUGUUUGCUUGUCCUCACUUGUCACAAAACACACCAUUAGAAAUAUUCUUAAAGCACUCUGACCUGUUUGUGUGAAUUAAUGUGCUUCAGGCACAUUUGUUUUUCCAUGUAAAAACACUGACUACUAUUUUCUUCAACUUUAUUUAGAUUACAUUUUUCUGUGUGAUUAUAUUGCUGACCGGCAGCUUUUGUUGACAUGGUGACAUGUUUGAAGACUUUGUUGACAUGGUAACAUAACAUGUUUGAGCCUCUGCUGUUGCCGUAUAGGAUUCAGGUUUUAACCGGUGUGAAUGAAUGCGCUUUAGUCUGAAAGUGAUCAGAAUGUUCUCAGGGCAGAAUGGAGGCCCCCUCAGACCUAGCCUGGUCCCAGACCUGUUUGUGCUGUCUUCUUGCCAACUUCUCUGGUCAUUGUCAGCCAAAGAAACAAUACGAGAUUGCAAAACAACAUAAAUAGAUUUGGGAUCAGGCUACCUCAGACCCCCUCAGUGACUGUAUGAUGUGUUUUUGCUUUGUAUGUAUGAUAACAUGUGUUUGAUAUGAUAUGGACGGAGUGUUGAAAAGGACAUUAGAUUUUAAAACCAUCAAAAGCGUUUUUGAUUUCACAUUCACUGUUAAGAUCGUGUGAUUUUUUUCACUCACUCAAAUUCAUGAAAUGGUCUCUUUAAAUUGUAUUGUUGCUAAAAUGCAACAUCAACAUGAGGGCUUAAAGGAAUCUGUCAACUUCCUUGGAACUAAAUACAGUGUGACCUUUGACCUUUUGAUCAAAUAAUACCUGGCAGCCUUUCCUCUGCCGACUCCUAAGCAGUGUUGUGUUGAAACACAAAAGCACUAUGAAUGAAGAUAAGGAUGAUUUAUUUUAGAUCUGUUUGUUGAAGUGUCAGUGUCUGCUGAUUGAUUUCCAAUCCAUGAUGUAUUUAGGCCUGAGAUAGAGAGCUGACUCUCAGAACUAUGCAAUCACUUUAAAUCAAUUAAGAGUCCCAUAGAAAACAAGCAGAGUAGACACUGCUGCCCCCGAGGAUGUGAGUUGUGUACUACUGGGAACAAUCCACUUGAACACCCCUCUAACUGGUGUACUACUGGGAAACUCGUCUAUCAUCCCUGAGCUACAACUUCUCCCACAUGCUGACCUCUGACGUCACCUAAGAAAAUGACCUUGAUAACAGCAUUUGACAGUUCAAUGCGACAACAAAACAAUUUAUAAAAAGCAAUCAAUUAAUAUGGGUUUUGAACACUAUAAUGGGUUUACAAGCAUGAUAGCUGUACUUUUAGUUUAUGGUUGAGCCAAUCAGCAUUUCUCAAUGAGUUCAAAGCACGUGAAUGCAUCCAACUGGUAUUUAUGACUUCACAACUGGUAAUAACCACCUUCCUACUUGGUUAUGAAUGCAGCAUAAGUGCCAGCCAGCCAGAAAGUGCAUCCCAGGUCGUAUUCAUAAGGCACGGGGAUGGAUUAUCAAUUUUUUUUUCUGUUGCAAAACGUUUUGCUACAGUGUGCCCUAGUGAACACGACCCCAAUCAGCCAGUGAGAAUAAAGGGGAGAGCCACAAAGUCCAAUUGCCUCUCUUGUCCAGUAGAGGACACUAUAGUUCAGUCAGCAAACAAAAUAAAAAUAAAAAAGGCAUCUUGAUUUGAAUCUUUUUUUUAGUGUUUUUGCGAUUUAUUAAUAAAGCCUACUGGUUUAGGAACGAUUUGAUGAUGUUCUGUAUGUAAUUAUGUUUGUCUCACCUUAUGUUGUACAGAUUACAUGUGUGCUUUUUUCCUGUUGUAAAUAGUCAUUCUGAAAUGAUGAACCUAUAAAGAAAAAGGACAAAAAACUCCCAUGUUUGUGACCCCAUGUUUUUUUUAUGUACUGUGCAUAACGGUUCACUUUGUUUUUCAAAUAAAAUAAAGCUCGAGUCAA